This is a messenger RNA of Aspergillus piperis CBS 112811, 312 nucleotides long. RefSeq lists its product as uncharacterized. Bases 1 to 312 code for a protein of 103 amino acids. NCBI's taxonomy places the organism in Eukaryota, Fungi, Ascomycota, Eurotiomycetes, Eurotiales, Aspergillaceae. The record is from RefSeq and is a predicted model, not a curated record. The transcript has 4 exons.
AUGGACGCUGGCUACGAGCAUGGGAGGAAGGGAGAAGAGAGGGGCGGGAGAAAGCUGACCUGCAACGGGCAAUAUGGAAAUGCAGCGUGGACCCCCGUUAUGAUUCGUAGGACCCCGCCCAAGCCUGCACGGUCAAAAUGGGGGGAGGACAUCACACCACUGGUCCAGUCCCGGGGCCUGGACAGGCACACCCAUCAAGACUCCUCUCAAAACUCGAGCUUGUCUACGAUGAGCGGACAUUUACAGUUCAACCUGUACCACGGAAGGCAUCUGCCGAUUGUCUGGCACAAUGAAAGGAAAUGGGCGCCAUGA